AUGGAGCCCAUCAACACUCAAAUCCACCUCUACACCCUCCUAUACGCUCGUUACUUUCACGCGUAUCCGGAGUUGCGCAGGAAUAAGUUCUCAGAGUUGGUCUCCUGGAUGAGCGAUGACGAUUCGCUGGAUGUCGACAUUACCGUUAGCAAUUCGAGAUCCGUUUCCUCGGCCCUUCCACCCUCCCCACCACCAACUUCCCGGCCGACCAGCUGGCUUGGUCGUCUACAGUCCAGACUCGCCUUCUGUGCCCUAUGCGUCUUUUUGCUGGUGUUCGUUGUGACGGUGUUGGUCUUGCUCUCUUCUGCUCAACGGGCCGUUUCUGGAUCU
Mesorhabditis spiculigera is the source of this 330-nucleotide messenger RNA. Lineage: Eukaryota; Metazoa; Nematoda; Chromadorea; Rhabditida; Rhabditidae. The record is from the annotation of a GenBank genome assembly.